Molecule: messenger RNA, 577 nt
Organism: Staurois parvus
Lineage: Eukaryota; Metazoa; Chordata; Amphibia; Anura; Ranidae
Source: the annotation of a GenBank genome assembly
AUAAAGUGAAUGCCGGGUCCGGGAAGAGCGGAUACAGUGAAUGCGGGGUCCGGGGAGAGCGGAUACAGUGAAUGCGGGGUCCGGGGAGAGCGGAUACAGUGAAUGCGGGGUCCGGGGAGAGAGCGGAUACAGUGAAUGCGGGGGUCCGGGGGAGAGCGGAUACAGUGAAUGCGGGGUCCGGGGAGAGCGGAUACAGUGAAUGCGGGGCGGGGGAGGAUACAGUGAAUGCGGGGUCCGGGAGAGCGGAUACAGUGAAUGCGGGGUCCGGGGAGAGCGGAUACAGUGAAUGCGGGGUCCGGGGAGAGCGGAUACAGUGAAUGCGCGGGUCCGGGGAGAGAGCGGAUACAGUGAAUGCCGGGUCCGGGGAGAGCGGAUACAGUGUAUGCCGGGUCCGGGGAGAGCGGAUACAGUGGACGCCGGGUCCGGGGAGAGCGGAUACAGUGGACGCCGGGUCCGGGGAGAGCGGAUACAGUGGACGCCGGGUCCGGGGCGAGCGGAUACAGUGGACGCCGGGUCCGGGGAGAGCGGAUACAGUGGACGCCGGGUCCGGGGGAGAGCGGAUACAGUGGCCGCCGGG